This is a messenger RNA of Trachymyrmex cornetzi, 1153 nucleotides long. RefSeq names its product 3-ketodihydrosphingosine reductase (gene Kdsr). Gene Ontology annotation, molecular function: 3-dehydrosphinganine reductase activity. Gene Ontology annotation, biological process: sphingolipid biosynthetic process. Gene Ontology annotation, cellular component: endoplasmic reticulum membrane. The coding region runs from base 14 to 1099 and encodes 361 amino acids. The record is from RefSeq and is a predicted model, not a curated record. The transcript has 4 exons. NCBI's taxonomy places the organism in Eukaryota, Metazoa, Arthropoda, Insecta, Hymenoptera, Formicidae.
CGUGUCUUGCAAGAUGGAGUUCUCGCGCGAUUAUCUUAGUUCUGAUUUCCUUCAUGAUCUUCUUCAUAAACACAACUUGAUGAUAUUUAGCUUGUAUGUUAUUAUAGGGUUUAUUCUUCUGUCAAUUGUUAUAUUCUGCACUCUGUUUGUGUACGAACAUUUCUUUUGGGAAAAAAAAAUAAAAGACGUCAGGAAGAAGCACGUUGUCGUGACCGGUGGCUCCAGCGGUAUUGGAAAAUGUAUGGCGAUUCUCGCUGCAAAGAAAGGAGCAAACGUCACGAUAAUUGCGAGAAAUGUGGAGAAUUUGGAGAAGGCUAAACAUGAAAUACUGCAAGCGUGUGAGAACAAAGAUACACAAAGGGUAGAGUAUCUUCCUUUAGACAUUGGAGCAGAUUAUGAAACCGUCGAGAAAGCACUGGCCGAUCUGGAGAAUGAUAUGGGACCUAUUUACAUGCUUGUAAAUUGUGCUGGUCUUGCAAUCGCAGGCAAAAUAGAAGACACCACCCCAAAGUCUCUGGAUAUAAUGAUGCGCACGAAUUUCUUAGGUACAUAUUACUGCAUUAAAGCUGUCACGCCAAGAAUGAAAGCUUCCAAAGAAGGAGUGAUUGUACUUGUGUCAUCUCAAGGUGGUCUCCUAGGUAUCUUUGGAUAUACCGCUUACUGCAGCACAAAAUUCGCACUUCGUGGCUUGGCAGAGAGUUUAGCAAUGGAAUUACAGCCGUAUAACAUUUCUGUCACUUUGUGUUUACCACCGGAUACAGACACACCUGGUUAUGCCACCGAAGAGCUGUCGAAACCGAUAGAAACAAAAGCCAUAUCACAAAUGGCAAAUUUAGUGCAGCCCGAGGUCGUUGCAGAGAAGGCUUUCGAGGAUGCGCUGGCAAGAAAUUUCUUCUCUGCUGUUGGUUUCGAAGGUUUCAUUAUGACGACGUUGUGUGCGGGAAUGUCACCGGUCAAAUUGUUUCGCCAGCUGUUUGUACAAGUUCUGCUGAUGGGUCCGUUGAGACUUAUCGGUAUAGUUUACCUCUUCAUCUUCCAAAGAAUCAUUGCACAAUGCAAGCAAUAUACGAAUUCUGAAAACAUAAAAAAGGUUAAGUGAGAAAAAAGGUUCCUUAUAAUAUUCUGUGAUCUAUAAUUUAAAAAGAAAGAUUUC